ACCUAAUACAGACGGAUUGGAACUACUCAGAAUGCCGUACAGGCCAGCAAGCUUUUACGAUGCUGAUCGCAAGAUCUGGAGCGGAGACCAAUUGGAAUACUACUUUGACCCACAUCUGUCCAUCGGAGAGAUUAUAUUCAACGAGAUGCGGAGGCAUCCACAGCUCAUCGCUCAGAUCUCGGCCACGGAGAACACGAUAUUGUCCAGGGCGGAACUGCAGGCCAAUGCAAUGCACAUUGCCAGCUAUAUGCGAUCUUUGGGCCUCCUUCAAAUGGAUAUAGUGGGCAUUAUAGCGAGGAAUACCACCCACAUUUCAGCAGUGGCCUAUGCCUGCUUCUUCAACGGCAUUGCCUUUCACUCGCUUAACAUCUCAUAUGAACAAAGUACAAUUGAAAAACUCUUUAGCAUCACCAGGCCAAAUAUCAUUUUUUGUGAUGGCGAUGAGUUUGAGAAGGUCCGAUCUGCCACGGCACAACUGGAUGUAAAGAUAAUCACCAUGCGUAAUCAUCAGUCGGGUUCUAUAAGGAUCGAUGAAGUCCUGGCAACUCCCAUUGAGAAAAACUUCCAGCCAGUAAGACUGGAACGCGGCAACGACCAGACUCUGGCCAUUCUCUGCUCCUCAGGCACAACGGGCAUUCCAAAGGCAGUGACAAUAACCAACAGCCGACAGAUCCUUAAUUCCGGCCAUUCCUUAACCACCAACGAUGUUCAGUACAGCCAUAGUACUCUCGACUGGAUUACGGGUCUGCUUACCACUGUAACAUCCGGGGUAUUCAGCACCAAACGUAUUAUAGCAGAUAAUAUCUUCGAUCCGGAAUUUUUCAUGCGACUCGUAGAAGAGCAUCAGAUCACGUGGAUAUUUCAAGCGCCUGCCCACAUGGCUAUGAUGGUCAACUCUCCCUCGUUCUCCACCGCCGACCUGUCGAGCUUGAGGUACUACCUUUUUGGGGGGUCACGGGCUUCUGUAGAGACACAGCAUCGGAUCAGGAGUCGCCUGAGCAAGGAUUGUCUACACUUUGCGUACGGCUUUACAGAACUGGGCAGCGUUGCCGCCUUGAACUUGCACUUCGAUGAGAAGCCGAACUCGGUGGGUCGUUUGGUGGCGGGACUAAAGCUUAAAGUGAUUUGUGAAAAGGGUGAAUCCCUUGAGCCCGAUGAGGUGGGUGAGCUGUGCCUCUGGAAUGGUCAAUACUGGGCCGGAUACUAUGGCAAUCCGGAGGAAACACACAAGAUGAGAGACGGCCAUAACUGGUUCCACACAGGAGACCUGGGAUACGUGGAUGACGAUGGUUUCAUAUACAUUGUGGAGCGCAAGAAGGACAUGCUUAAGUUCCAGAACAUCAUGUACUAUCCCAACGAAAUCGAGAGUGUCAUCUCAAAGAUGCCAGACGUCGUCGAAGUUUGUGUAUUCGGGGUGUGGAAUGAGAUCAACGGUGAUGAGGCCACCGCGGCUGUGGUCAAGAAGCGGGGCAGUGCUCUCACGGCUCAGGACAUUGUGGACUAUGUGGCCACCCAUAUCGAUGCCAAGUACAAGCAGUUGAACGGAGGUGCCAUCAUCGUGGAUGAUCUGGUGCGCAGUCCCAAUGGCAAAACCAACCGCAUGGCAAACAAAGCAUUUUUCUUGGAGGCCAAAAGUUCAGCAAAAUAAAAUAAUGACGAGCUUACAAUAUUCCAAAACUGAAAUAUAGCUAGAAAGGCCAAACAUUUAUUGGUAAAUGUAUAGAUAUAAUAUUUUUGAUUUUUGUAGAUUGCAACUUACGAACCAAUAAUUAAACUUAAGGGUUUCAAUAAGAAUUGCAGAUUGUUUGAU
Messenger RNA from Drosophila mauritiana, 1810 nucleotides. It is a transcript of the gene Acsx3, whose product is annotated as luciferin 4-monooxygenase. Gene Ontology annotation, molecular function: long-chain fatty acid-CoA ligase activity. The coding region runs from base 32 to 1648 and encodes 538 amino acids. Gene Ontology annotation, biological process: fatty-acyl-CoA biosynthetic process; long-chain fatty acid metabolic process. The transcript is spliced from 3 exons. Lineage: Eukaryota; Metazoa; Arthropoda; Insecta; Diptera; Drosophilidae. The record is from RefSeq and is a predicted model, not a curated record.